Rhodofomes roseus is the source of this 353-nucleotide messenger RNA. RefSeq lists its product as uncharacterized. The transcript is spliced from 3 exons. Bases 82 to 258 code for a protein of 58 amino acids. The record is from RefSeq and is a predicted model, not a curated record. NCBI's taxonomy places the organism in Eukaryota, Fungi, Basidiomycota, Agaricomycetes, Polyporales, Fomitopsidaceae. Gene Ontology annotation, biological process: mitochondrial electron transport, cytochrome c to oxygen.
GCUCUCCCAACGACCAGCACCCUCCUCGCCGCCGUCCUCGCCGUCCUCGCCGCCGUCCUCGCCGUCGUCCUCGCACCCGCCAUGCCCAUCGCACCCAUCACCGGAAAGCUCAGGAAGCGCUUCUGGCUCGACCUCACCGUCUCCCUCGGCAUGGGCGUCAGCGCAGGCUACGCUUUCUGGUAUGGCGUCCACCUGAAGACCGUCCAAAAGCAGGAGGAGUUCUACCUCAAGCUCGAGCGCGCCAAGCAGGAGGCAUAGAUCCACGCUGUACUGUCGUGUCACCCCCCGCCGCAAUCCGCAUUUGACUGCUUUCUGUACUCCACGUUCGCCCGCAGACUGGCCACACGACCACG